CCGCUUCCGGGGCCGCCAGGCGCUGCCUAAGAUCCAGGCAACAGGACAACGGAAACAAACAGGCGGCAGCGGCGGCGAGGGCUUCGGGUGACGUCACUGGGGGCCGGGUGACGUCACUCAGGAGGUCCCGUCAGUCAUGGCAUAAGCAGACACACAGUGCUUGAGGAAACCAUGCACUUCUGAUCCGUCCCAUCAUGGAGGUCAGGGAGGGGCCCCCGUGUGAGGAGAGGCUUCCGACUCCAGGAGCCGAGGACCACCCAACUGGCCCCCGAGAGCUGGAGGGAGACGGGGGCAAUGAGGUGAAGAAGCCGGCUGAAGACCUCAGCAAUGGAAAGAAGGAUGAUGGCGAGUUAGAGGAAGAGCUGGAUCCCCGAAUACAGGAAGAAUUGGAGCGUUUGAACCAGGCCAGCGAGGAGAUCAACCAGCUGGAGCUGCAGUUGGAUGAUGCCCGCACCGCCUACCGCCGAAUUCUCACCGAGUCCGCCAGACGCCUGAAUUCUCUGGCCACUCAGCUGGGAGCCUGCAUUGAGAAAGCCAGACCCUACUAUGAAGCCAGAAGACUGGCCAAGGAGGCUCAGCAGGACACUCACAGCGCUGCCCUGCGGUACGAGAGGGCGGUCAGCAUGCACGCUGCUGCCCGGGAAAUGGUGUUUGUGGCUGAACAGGGUGUCACUGCUGACAAGAACAGACUGGACCCAACGUGGCAAGAAAUGCUGAACCACGCUACCUGCAAAGUGAACGAGGCAGAGGAGGAGCGACUGCGCAGCGAGUUUGAGCACCAGCGGGUGACCCGGCAAUGCCAUGCGGCUGAAGCCAGAGUGCAGACCUUGCAGAAGAGCUUGAAACGCGUCAUCAUCAAGAGUCGCCCCUACUUCCAACUGAAGGCGCAGUUCAAUGCAGUGUUAGAGGAACACAAGGCCCGGGUCACAUCUCUGGAGGUCUCGGUGUCGCAGGCCAAGCUGCGAUACUCGGCGGCACUCCGCAAUUUGGAGCGAAUCAGCGAAGAGAUCCACGCCCGCCGCACUAAAGGCCCCCUGCUAACACUCAGGGCCCCGCCCCUCGGGGCGGAAGCCUCCAACCCACUGACAGACGGCGAGAUGGGCCCGCCCUCCGACACGGUUUCACUCCUUAGCCUGCAGACCAUCGCUUCUGACUUGCAGAAAAGCGACUCGGUGGAGCACUUGCGGGGUCUGACCGACGUCACCAGUCUAGAUGGGAGAGACAUGGAGUCCCAGGACGAAGAGAACGGCGAGGGCCGGGAGAGAGCCGGCGAGAGAGGAAUGAGGGGGUUGUUCAGUCAUCACAGGAGCGUCAGCCUCUAAAACAUCAAGACUCGAGUCAGAAAUACAUUUAAAGAACUUCAUUAAACCUAACAGAGCACGCGUCACGUGGGUGGAGCCAAACAGGCGCUCUUGACAU
Rana temporaria (common frog) is the source of this 1419-nucleotide messenger RNA. RefSeq names its product SH3 binding domain protein 5 like (gene SH3BP5L). Gene Ontology annotation, molecular function: protein kinase inhibitor activity. NCBI's taxonomy places the organism in Eukaryota, Metazoa, Chordata, Amphibia, Anura, Ranidae. Gene Ontology annotation, biological process: intracellular signal transduction; negative regulation of protein tyrosine kinase activity. Bases 195 to 1322 code for a protein of 375 amino acids. The transcript is spliced from 7 exons. The record is from RefSeq and is a predicted model, not a curated record. Gene Ontology annotation, cellular component: cytoplasm.